UGCGAUCCCAGCAGAACAAACUGCGACCGACACCCCACAAGUCGAUCGACCACAAGAUAAUAGUGCUUGUCGUCCGUCACUUGAACAUCGCAAUCACUGAUCAGUUGAUUUGGCCCUUUGUUUUUGUUUUUCCCGAGCUCCACCCACCUUAGCAAUCUAUCUCUCUCUCCGCAUUACCUCCGAAGCUUCCUCCGCAAGAGUCAACCUCAACACUCAUCGCCGCCAUGCUGUCCGCCCUGUCAUCCAAUUUAACGAGUGCGCGUCAGACGCUGACGCAGGUUCUCAAUUUCGCGCUGGUGCUAUCCACGGCAUUCAUGCUAUGGAAGGGCCUGUCGAUCGCGACAGCGUCCAGUUCUCCCAUCGUCGUGGUCCUUUCGGGAUCCAUGGAACCCGCGUUCCAGAGAGGCGAUCUCCUCUUCCUGUGGAACCGCAGCCCCCGCGCCGAGCUGGGUGAGGUCGUGGUGUACAAUGUCAAGGGCAAGGAUAUUCCGAUCGUGCAUCGCGUUGUGAGGACGUUCCCGGAGGUGGACAGCAAGACGAAGAGGGUCGUGGAGCCUUCAGACUCCUCCGCGCCUUCGAACGACAUGCUCCUCACCAAGGGUGAUAACAACAUCGCCGACGAUACCGAAUUGUAUGCGAGAGGCCAGGACUACUUGGACCGUCGGGAGGAUAUUGUUGGGAGUGUGCGCGGGUACAUUCCCAGCGUGGGCUACGUGACGAUCAUGCUCAGCGAACACCCCUGGUUGAAGACGGUUCUUCUGGGGAUAAUGGGGUUGACGGUCAUUAUGCAACGGGAGUGAUCAGGGGGUCCAGGAUAUAGGACAAUCUUUCGGUGUUUGACUUGGUUUUUUUGGCGGUUCUACGGACACAAUAUAUGAUUGUUGCGGAUGUUUUUAUGUUGAAGGGGCGAGUUUAAUACACGUCGCUUGGCUUUGUAGAUGCCUUCCCUAAAA
Molecule: messenger RNA, 953 nt
Organism: Aspergillus campestris IBT 28561
Lineage: Eukaryota; Fungi; Ascomycota; Eurotiomycetes; Eurotiales; Aspergillaceae
Gene: sec11
Product: signal peptidase complex catalytic subunit SEC11
Exons: 3
Coding region: 225-800 (191 amino acids)
Cellular component (GO): signal peptidase complex; membrane
Molecular function (GO): serine-type endopeptidase activity
Source: RefSeq, a predicted model, not a curated record